AUGCAAGCGACGGGAUCGCCAAACGAAUACUCCUCUACACCCUUUGGAAUGGCUCCGCAGGGCUACCCGAUGGCUGCAUCUUACCACCCGCAGGAUGGCCCCUCUCAGCUCCCAGGCUCUGUCAUGCAAGAGACGAGAUGCGGGGGAGCUGAUCCUGCGUCGACGGUAGCAAUGGGGAGCGCCGAAACAGAGCCGAAGCGUCGGGUGACGGACCAAAACUGGCUUGCUUUCUUCUCUGCGUUCAUGCUCUUCUGCUUGUUUUUUGUGGUGCUGGCCUUCACUGAGGGAAGCCCGUCGCGGCUCUACAAAGGAAUGAACUACCAAGGGAAGACGUGCGGAGUAGAUCCUGAGGUUCGGGACCUGCCGUAUUUGUACUUUCCCCUCGAUCCUCGAGAGUCCUUCGCCUCCAUCAUGAUAAACGACGGGCGGUGUGUGGCCAAGUGCCCCACUGAGGAGGACGUGGAGAAUGGGCUGACAAUCCCAACACCCAUAAGGGAAACCAGCAUCGAUGCGGCCAGAACUUCCGCAAUUACAGCAGAGUAUCUGCUGCUUUCGCCUGCCUACGCAGCUACCCUCAUGGCAGACGCAUACUGCAUUCCUCUCGAUCCUUCGCUUCGCUCGCAGCUCGUUCCAGCUUUGAACAACACCUCCCGUCAGCUCCAGUUUGCCGUUGGCUCCUUUGUCAACUCCUGGGGCUGUGUCUUUGGAUACUUGUUCCUCGCUGUUUUCGUUUCCCUCGCCUUCUCUGCCUCCAUCAGACUCGCUCCAGGACUCCUGUUCGGCGUUGCAGCUGCUGGGAGCAUUGGCUUGGCUUUCUUGGCAGGGGGAUCCCUCAUAAAGAAUGGUUUCUCUGGUGUACUCGACCAAGACAAAGGCAACUUCUACUCUCUUGAUUACGCACUAGCCAUGUUUGUGGGGUUUGCGCUGCUAGCCGUUGGCUGUUUUCUUCUGGCGGCUCUCGUCGUGGCUCGUCGUGCUGUUGUAACUGCCCUGCGCGUGAUGGAGUGUACAUCGCAGGCUCUUGGAGACAUGCAGCAAGUGUUCCUCACUCCCCUCUUCUUUUCCGCCGCUGGACAGGUCGGAGCGACAGAGGUGAGGAGCGAAGAAGCUUGCCUUCUUGCCUUGUUUGCUGCCGUCAGUGUUGGCAUGCCCAUUAUGCAUCAAGGCAGCCUCACAUAG
Messenger RNA from Eimeria acervulina, 1179 nucleotides. RefSeq lists its product as hypothetical. Gene Ontology annotation, cellular component: membrane. Bases 1 to 1179 code for a protein of 392 amino acids. Lineage: Eukaryota; Apicomplexa; Conoidasida; Eucoccidiorida; Eimeriidae. Gene Ontology annotation, biological process: transmembrane transport. Gene Ontology annotation, molecular function: transmembrane transporter activity. The transcript is spliced from 4 exons. The record is from RefSeq and is a predicted model, not a curated record.